Kuraishia capsulata CBS 1993 is the source of this 1035-nucleotide messenger RNA. RefSeq lists its product as uncharacterized. NCBI's taxonomy places the organism in Eukaryota, Fungi, Ascomycota, Pichiomycetes, Pichiales, Pichiaceae. Gene Ontology annotation, molecular function: triacylglycerol lipase activity. Bases 1 to 1035 code for a protein of 344 amino acids. The record is from RefSeq and is a predicted model, not a curated record. The transcript is spliced from 2 exons.
AUGCAGUUGACCCACGAUGUGCUGAGUUCUCACCUCUUUGAAGGCCAUUCCAUCCUCUCCUACGGUGCCGUUUUGAAACUGAAAUUAGCACUGAAACCGAGUCUCAGAUUCAGGAAUCUAGUUCAGUUAUCGCCAUUCCAUAGCCAAGUUGUCUUGAAGAGCAAACAACUCUCGGAGGACAUUGUGUUGGACAAGUUUAAUGCGUUGAGGAACGAUUAUCGGAUGCCGCAAUACCCAAUUGUCCUGUGUCAUGGAUUUUUUGGUUUUGACCAGCUUCUGAUUCUCCCCAACCCAAGCACCGUCAAAAGAAAGCUGCUUUCCUGGUUCGGAUACGAGCAGCCGCAAGGCAAAUCGGAUGUACAAUAUGCAGCUGAAGACUACAAGCUUUGGGAGUAUUUUAAAGGUGUCGGAAAAGAGUUACGAGCAAGAGGACUGACCGUACUGAUAGCCCGGGUUCCACCAUUUGGAACAGUAGAAGAACGUGCUCAGGUGUUGAACGGCUUCAUCACAGCCAAUCUUGGAGAGGGUACCAAAGUCAACCUGAUAGCCCACUCUAUGGGGGGUUUGGAUUGCCGAUAUCUGAUAUCGAGGGUAGAAGACAAAAAGUUCGAAGUUGCAAGUCUAACAACAGUUUCUACGCCGCACCACGGCUCGUCCAUCGCAGACAUCAUUGUUCAGAAUGUGCCGCUUCCGAAGGUGCCAGGAAACACCAUUUAUCAGCUGAGCCAAGAGUAUUGUGACACUGAAUUCAACCCAGAGACUCCUGAUGAUCCUAGAGUGCUUUAUUUUAGUUAUGGAUCGCGAUGCAAGCCGAGCUGGACGAAUCCUUUCUACUACCCGUGGAAGCUGCUCAAGCAAAAGGAAGGCCCCAACGACGGGAUGGUGAGUUGCCAGUCGGCCAGAUGGGGCCAAUACAUGGGAACUAUAGAAAAUGUGGACCAUUUGGAGCUGUUGAACUGGAAGGUGAAGGAGGACUUCAAUGCUAUGGCGCUGUAUCUGGAGAUCAUGGAUACGUUAAAUAAGAAGGGACUAUGA